CUUAGUGGCCCAACCAAGCUGUGCCAAGGACCGUAGGGAAAAAACUCUCGGAUAAAAGGAGACCAAACUCGACACAUGUAUCGUACCGCAAUAGUCAAAAGCUCCCCACUGCUGGCUGCCUAUUAGCGCAUAGCACCUGAUAACAGGACAUGCCCGCCCCGGACCGUUAGCUAUAAUGGCGUAUAAAAGUUUGAGCGUUCUCAACGACAUCGCUCAAAGACGAUGUUCUUUCGUGCUUUUUCGAUCUUGGCCAUAGUCGCUUUCGCAUCUGUUCUUGCGUCUCCCAUACCUGAUCAGGAGACUAAGGCCCUUGCAAAGCGUGGAUCGGUCCUUUCCGGACAGUGGGAUACUGAAUCUGAGGCUGGCGGACGCUUUAUCCUGGAAAACAAUUUGUGGGGUAUGAGUGCUGCCACUAGCGGUUCGCAGACUUCCCAAGUUACAGCAACAAACGGGAAUACGACCACCUGGCAUACAACGUAUACAUGGCAAGGCGGAAACUUUAAUGUGAAGAGUUUCGCAAACUUGGACUUACGAGUUGGUCUUGGUAAAACCAUCUCCUCUAUCAGCUCUAUCCCUGUUACUUGGACGUGGAGCUAUAGCAGUGCUUCUUCUGGUCUGGUUGCGGAUGUCUCCUACGACCUUUGGCUCUCAAAUGUCGCUUCUUCUGGUGGCGCCUCGUCGACCUCUACUUUCGAAGUCAUGAUUUGGUUGAGCACUCGUGGAGGAGCCGGACCGGCGGGCUCUCAGAUUGGCACAGCGACUAUCAACGGUAUUACAUGGAAACUGUUCCAAGGCACUGUCUCGACUUGGACUGUCUACUCGUUUGUAGCUCCCAGCGAGAUCACGAACUUCAAAUCUGAUCUCAAACCAUUCCUGACCUAUCUUACAUCGAACCGUGGUGUUCCAUCGUCCCAAUUCUUGGUUCAGGCUCAGGGUGGCACUGAGCCUUUCAUUGGUUCCGCUACGUUUAGCACAAGCGCGUAUGCUAUCUCAAUUAACUGAGUGUUUGGUUCCAGAAUUUACGCAUCUAUGGCAAUCGACCAAAAUCACUCUGGAUCCGGGCCGAAGAUGGUUGGAGAGGCUGUAGAAUGAAAACAUGAAGGGUGGGAGGACAAGCAGGUCUUGCGGAGGAGGUGCAAAAAAGAAAUUGGAACGACAUGAAGUUCGCGUCAGCCCUGCCCAGUUCUGCCAACGCGAAGAUCUUGGAACGACUAGUAGACAAGUUACAACUAAGAAGGAUGCGAAAACUACAUUCUUUUUCUGUUCAAUGUCUGUUGACGAUACACUCACCGCCGUAUCUACAACAUCAACUCUAGAAAAACAAUGAUUAAUCUGAUUAUAUCGGCAUCGGAAAAAGGCGC
Molecule: messenger RNA, 1361 nt
Organism: Desarmillaria tabescens
Lineage: Eukaryota; Fungi; Basidiomycota; Agaricomycetes; Agaricales; Physalacriaceae
Product: glycoside hydrolase family 12 protein
Exons: 13
Coding region: 223-1002 (259 amino acids)
Biological process (GO): polysaccharide catabolic process
Molecular function (GO): cellulase activity
Source: RefSeq, a predicted model, not a curated record